GUAGGCCCCGUCCUGGCUCUCAAGCCGCCCGCGUCCGGCGACGGCGGCGAGCAGGAGCAGCAGGUACACGAGUGCGUGAGGUGGCUCGACGCACAGCCGCCGGCGUCCGUCGUGCUGCUCUGCUUUGGGAGCAUAGGCGGUAGCUUCGCCUCGCCGCAGGUCCGAGAGAUCGCCGCCGACGCCCUCGAGCAAAGCGGUCACCGCUUCCUGUGGGUACUCCGUGGUCCGCCGCCGGCCGGUUCGAAGACGGCGUACCCGACGGAUGCCAACCUCGACGAGCUGCUCCCGGAAGGGUUCUUGGAGAGGACCAAGGACAGGGGUCUGGUGUGGCCCAAGUGGGCGCCGCAGAAGGACAUCUCCUCGAUAGCCAACCCUGCCGUCGGCGGCUUCGUGACCCACUCCGACCCAAAACCGGCUCCGCUUGCUUAUACGGAAACCGAACGACUUUGAGCUUGAGUCGUAUUCAGUUUCCCUCUCCUUCAAAUAGGCAACGCCGGCGUUCUCAAAGCACGCGUCUUUUUUUUUUCCUUCCCCCGCAGCAAGCACGGAACGCCAGACGUCUAUGGCCGACGACACAUCAACCAGCAGCGGCAGCUGCAUCCGCAUCUACGGCCCGGAAAACUUCAAGGACAACUUCCGCAUCUUCAAAAAGGAAGAUGAGAUCAGACCCGUUCUUGCCAAGAUCGAGAGGAUCCACGACGAGGUGAAGCUUGACAACGGAUUGUGCUUCGGCCUCUUCGAUCCCGCCACCAACAUCCUCGUCAACAGCGUCAUCUCCAACUCCGAAGGUGCCCCUCCGCCGCCGCCACUGCCGCCGCCGCGGCGAGCGUACGCAGGACGCCGGCGGCGCCGAGGAUGGGAGGAGGAGGACAACGGCAGCAGGGCGCGUGCAUACAUGGCCCAGCGGUCGUUCGACGGCCUCAUCGCCUUCCUGACCUGCCUCUUCCCUUACCUCCCCGACGCGGAGGCCCUGGCGUACCUCGACGCUGCCGAGCUGGACCCGCUCGUCGCCGCCCUCGUCAUCAUCAGCAGGCGCGGGAUACAGGAUGAAUUCGACCUGUGCUCCCCGAUCACCGAGGCGGCAGCAGAGGUCGCGCUCAGGUGUUCUGCGGCUGCCGCCAAGCACCCUGACCCGCGGUGGUUCGUGCAGGCCUGGAAGAAGGUGCUCUCGCCUGCCGUGGAAGCGCUCGGCGACCCUGCUGCGCCGCCAUCACGCGAGACGCUGGGCGAUGCAGUCCGCCGCGCGCUCGACGCGGCGGCACCGGAUGUUCUUCAGCUGAAGGGAUCGUGGGACCUCGCCAAGGGGCGUCUUGCGGCAGCAAGCUCCAAGAUUUAUGCAGCACCGCCGUCGAAAGAGCUGCCUCCUGUCCGAGCAGCCAUGAAGCGGAUGCUGCUUGCAACAAUCCACGGGCUCUACGUGCAGGCGCUGGGCAGGCUGCCCACGGCGGAGCUGCGCAGUCGGUACCACCGCAGCUUGCUCCUCGGCGGCUACUGCUACGGCCCGCUGGAUCCUGUAUCUAAUAUCAUCGUCAAUACAAUCUGGUACGAGCAAAAUUUCCCGACGGGCAAACAAUUUUCAGUAUCCAUGGUUAGCACUCAGAUGCUGUGGCGUGUUGCAGCCCGGUCACUCUAUGGCCUCAUAUCCUUUCUCUGCACUCGACGUCAAGGUCUCACGCCUGAUGAAGCCGUGCAAUGCCUGCUCAUGACCAGAGCCGAUUUGCAAGCGGCUGAUUCUAACCUUUCUGCUACACUUAGUGCUGACAGAGAAAAACCUCUAGAUUUUUCGGAUUCCAGUGUAUUUCCUGACAGUCCUGCAGCUGAAGAAAGCACACGAGUUGCCAGCAUUGUUGAAGCUUAUACUGCCGCGGCCACAGCUGCAUUUCACUCCUCUCCUGACCCUGUCCCUCUUGCACACCCAGAGUUUCUUGCACAUCAAGGGUUUGGGUCUGCCUUAGAGGUGUUGCAUGCGCGUGAUGGUGGUCCACUCUCCUCUGAAGAUAUUAGUUUGCUCGGGGGGAUAUUACAAAGUUGUUCCUCGCCUAAUAGCAAGUCACACCAGCAACAUGAUAUAGCCCCUAAAAUGGUCAAGAACUUAGUGUAUUAUCAUAUGAAUCAAAGCAGCCAUAGGUUUUGGGGUAAGCAUGAGCGAGUUACUGUUAUGGUGGGAGAUGCAUUGGACAAAUUCAACAAGACUGUUGCGGAGGGUCGCUUGUUUGAACUUCAUAUUAUCUUUGGUUUCAAUGAGUUUGUAUCUGGCCCUGUGCACAGCAAGGAGAAAGUUGGAGCCUAUAAUCCAUGGACUCCUGACAAAUAUUCUCACACCCAUAUUAACUUUUUGGCAAUAUGCAAAGACCGCCCAUAUGAUCCUCCAACAAUCUUCUUUGCUGAAUGUGGCAAAGAUGGCGCUGAUACCUGUUGGUGUGUCCCUAUAAUUCCGCAGCAACCAAAAUCUGAACAACCUCGUUGCGUGUACUGUGAGCAUCGAGCUAACAGGAUUGUGCAUCCAGCUACGGAGAGUUUCCACGGUCUUGACGAGUUUGAUAAGCUAUUUUAUGAAUCAGAUCGAAAAUUCUAUACCAAUAAUCGGGCCAUCGAAGAUUGUAGAUUAGAUAUAGAUUGGGUCCAUGGUGUGGAAGACGGUGCCAUCUACCUUAACUACUGCCCAGAUGGUGAUGAUGGUGACGAAGCUGAUUGGAUACAGAUUUCCUAAGUGCUAGGUGGCAAGGAUUGUGACACAAGUGAUGUAAAAUUAGAUAGAUAAUGUUAUUUAUUUGUUCUUGUGUGAACUACUUUAUGAUUGCUUUUAACUGUGUUUGUUGGAGAUCCGUUUCA
Molecule: messenger RNA, 2832 nt
Organism: Sorghum bicolor (sorghum)
Lineage: Eukaryota; Viridiplantae; Streptophyta; Magnoliopsida; Poales; Poaceae
Exons: 3
Coding region: 563-2710 (715 amino acids)
Source: RefSeq, a predicted model, not a curated record